Juglans microcarpa x Juglans regia is the source of this 851-nucleotide messenger RNA. RefSeq lists its product as uncharacterized. The coding region runs from base 32 to 535 and encodes 167 amino acids. Lineage: Eukaryota; Viridiplantae; Streptophyta; Magnoliopsida; Fagales; Juglandaceae. Gene Ontology annotation, biological process: G protein-coupled receptor signaling pathway. The record is from RefSeq and is a predicted model, not a curated record. The transcript is spliced from 4 exons.
UUUUUCAUCAGAUGACUUUCCAUUUGUUAAUAUGAUGACUUUCAUUGCUUCCAUCUCCCAUCUUUCAACGUUUUAUAAUUGGUCCACUUUAGCCUUUAAUCAUGUGUACAAACUGGGUUCCUCUCUCUCUCUCUCUCUCUCUCUCAUUGCCAUGGACGAGCCAGUAGUUCCAGUGGUGAAAGCGAUAAAUAAUGCAGAACAACAGUCACAGGCGCCAUCAUCAUCUCCAGGACUUGGAGUGCCUCUUCAUGAUGCUGAAGGUAACGCAAAAGCAGGGCCUUAUUCGACUUUCCUUGGGAAGCAUAGAAUGGCAGCUGCCAUAUCCAAUCUAGAUAACCAAAUCAACAUGAUCCAGAACGAGCUGGAGGAACUUGAAACAUUAGGUAAAUCCUCCAUUGUAUGCAAAGAACUCAUUUCAAGCCUCGUCACUGUCCGCGAUCCGCUGCUUCCAUCGAGCAUGGGUCCGACAGAUGUCAGCUGGGAUCGUUGGUUCCGAGGAGCCCACAACUCCCAGAAUCACAAACUCUGGAUCUAACGUUAUAUUUCCCUCCAUAUAAGAAUAAGCCUAAUACCAACCAAAUGCAUUGAAGAAAAGCAGUAAGGCAGGCUGGCAGGCAGAGAGAGAGAGAGAGAGAGAGAGGGCUAAAAUGUAAUUUUAUCGGUUGCUUUUCGUUUUUGGGGUGGGGUCUGUUAAGAUGUUAGAUGCGUUUUCUAUAGCCAUGUUUCUGAUUGUUGAGUACGCGCUAGGACAAGCUUUGUCAAAAUGCUACGCAUCUGUAAAGCUUUCAGUCGUAUACGGACCAUUGUCCUCUAAUGCAAUUUCAAUCAAAGCUAUCAUGCCUUUGAGAAAA